Molecule: messenger RNA, 711 nt
Organism: Lottia gigantea (owl limpet)
Lineage: Eukaryota; Metazoa; Mollusca; Gastropoda; Lottiidae
Exons: 6
Coding region: 25-675 (216 amino acids)
Biological process (GO): endosome to lysosome transport; phagosome-lysosome fusion
Cellular component (GO): trans-Golgi network; late endosome; phagocytic vesicle
Molecular function (GO): GTP binding; GTPase activity
Source: RefSeq, a predicted model, not a curated record
GGGUAGUGAAUUAUUGGAGAAAAAAUGGCUGGUGGAGGAGAGAAAAAAGAACAUCUUUAUAAGAUAUUAGUAAUUGGUGAACUGGGAACUGGUAAAACAAGUAUCAUCAAGCGCUAUGUACAUCAAUUUUUCUCCCAACAUUACAGAGCUACUAUUGGCGUAGACUUUGCAUUAAAAGUGUUAAAUUGGGACUCAGAUACCUUAAUUAGACUUCAGUUAUGGGACAUAGCAGGUCAAGAAAGGUUUGGUAACAUGACCCGAGUGUAUUAUAAAGAGGCUGUCGGGGCCUUUGUGGUGUUUGACGUGACCAGGGCAUCCACAUUUGAUGCUGUCUCCAAGUGGAAGAAUGACCUGGACAGUAAAGUUCAGCUACCAGAUGGGACUCCAGUUCCUUGUGUUCUCUUAGCAAAUAAAUGUGAUCAAGCUAAAGAAGGUUUAGUGAAUAAUUCAGCCCAAAUGGAUGAGUUUUGUAAAGAAAAAGGUUUUAUUGGGUGGUAUGAAACAUCAGCUAAAGAAAAUAUCAACAUUGACGAAGCUUCACGAUUCUUAGUCACUAAAAUAUUAGAGAAAGAUAAAGCUAUGAAGCUAGGUGAAAACGACCGUGAUAAUGAUAAGAUAUUACUGGACGGUCGAAAUUCAGCCAGCUCUACAGAGAAAAAAUCUACUUGUUGCUGAUAGAUUGUUACUAGAAGCGUAUUUAACAAACAUCAC